ACUACUUAUUGUAACGUCGAAUAUGAUGUCGUUCAGUUCUUCGGGAUCUCUCGAGAAGAUAAGAUCUUUAUUCCAUUUGUUACAAAGUACUGUGCUUUAAUUAUCAAAUAAUUUCACUGUACAUGUGAAGUAAAAAUAGAAAAUUUGUGUAACGCCUUCUGAACAUAUAAUCAAUGUAUGUAUGUAACAUAAUAUACUUAGAACAAAAUGGCAAAUCUACAAACGUUAUUAAAAUGUACUCUAAUAUUGAUCAUCAAAACAGUUUUCUCUAACAGUCAAGAUUUAUUGCCGAAAGACUUCCAGUUUAAUGACACAAAUGUGCCUGAUCUCUUUCCAACACACUACGACAUCGAACUGACAUUCCCAGACAUUGAGAAUAUAUCAGAAGAUUACUUUAAUGUUUCUGGCAACGUCUCUAUUAUCUUUCAAGUCACCAAACCAAUCAUAAGCUUCAAAAUAAACGUAGCACCAUUCAUAGAUAUACUUGCUAGUAACUUAGUAAUGAAAGGCAAACCUGAGGAUACUUUUGAUUGGACGACAAAACGUUAUACAAAUGAAUUAUCUUCGUAUCAAGAGUGGGUUUUUAGAAGAAAACUUGACCUAGGAAUGUACAACAUGACAUUGGAAUAUGAAAAUCGUGCAAAUAAUAAUGAAAAAGGAUUCUUCCGUAUCCCCUACAAGAUGCAUAGUUUCUACAUAAAAGACAACAAAACACAAUGGUUGGUCGCAACAAAUUCUCAGCCAAAUGGGGCCCAUCGAAUGUUUCCCUGUUUCGAACUGGCAGGAUCUAGAACAACCUUCAAUAUCUCUGUAAAAGUUCAUAAUAAGUAUCACAUUUUGACAAAUAAUAGAACGGAAUAUGCCUACUUUAAUUAUCCAGAUGGCCUGCAAAUUAAACGUUUUACAAUCACAACUAAAAUAUUUGCUUAUCAAGUGGCAAUCUUAAUACAUAAUUUUAACUACACUAACGAAUUACAGUCAACACUAGAAGAUAAAAUAUAUAGUAGAAACUCGGAAAUAGAUAUAUAUUAUGCAAAAACGGUUAUUGAAAAUGUCACAUUUCUUUUAAAAAGUGAAUGGACAAAAAUAAAUUCUUUAUGGAAACCAGUUAUAAAUUAUGCAUUAAUACCUGGUUUUCAAUAUGACAGCGCGGACGGUUGGAGACUUGUUUUUCUUAGGGAAGAAAAAGCUAUCUAUAAUCAAAAAAUAGAUACUUAUGGGCGAAAAAUAGCGGUGGCAAAAUUUGUAGCACAAAAAGUGGUGCGCCAAUGGUUAAGUAGUACAAUCAGCCUCUCUAACUGGUCAAACCUGUGGUUGGACGAUGGCAUAGCUAUAUUUUUUGGAAUGGAUGCCGUUAAUAAGACUUUUCCAGAACUUCAAAUGUUAAAUUUGUUCGUAGUUCAAGAUAUACAUGAAUCUCUUCAUAUGGACACUGAUUCUUUUAUGAAACCUCUUUAUUCGAAUGUCAGCAAUUUUGAAAUUGAUACAUCUUUUUACUUUGCCCGUUACCUCAAAGCACCUGCUUUGAUACGUAUGCUGCAUUAUAUGACAACUAUGGAAUAUAAUAUAUUUAACGACGGUGUAGCUCUCUUUCUAACGGCAACUGAGGGGUCUUUUAGUUAUUAUAUACAGUCAACAAUUAACGACUUUUGGAAGUGGAUCCAACAUGCUGACAACAAGCAUCUGGACACAAAGUUUAAGAAUAAAACUAUAAAAAUGGUGAUGGAUACUUGGACAGAGAACAAUUAUCCAAUACUAUGGGUGCGAACACAAUUAGUCAAUACUCGAGACCUAGUUGUGAAAGUAUCACAAGAAAAUAGUCAUAAGCGUAAUUGGCACAAUUGGUGGAUACUUGUUACCUGGUUUACGGAUCAUUUAUUAACUUAUUCCAAUCGUAUUACGCCUUCACUUAGCAAGUGGUUACAUUCAGAUGACAAAAUAAUAACUUUAACGACUCUAGAAAGCGUGGACAGUUGGAUCAUUGUCAAUACAAAACGAUGUGGAUAUUAUCGCGUUCUCUAUGAUGUAGAAAAUUGGCGAAGAAUUGGAUGGUUUCUGGAGACAAAUGGUUCACGUAUUCAUGUUCUCAAUCGCGCUCAAUUAAUCGAUGACGCGUUUUACUUCCUGCUAAAAAAGAAACUCGAUUUAUCCGUAUUCUUGAACCUAAUAAAAUUUCUUGCGCGAGAUACGGAUUACGUAGCAUGGUAUCCUAUGUUUAAAACUUUGGAAUACAUGUCGCCUAUUUUUGCAUUUUAUAGUCAUAGAACCUGGAAUCUUAAGGUGCACUUGCUGAACCUCUUAGUAUCACUUUUUGAUCAAAUAGGAUACGAUGCAAAACCUAAUGAAGACAAACUUACCGAAUGUUUAAGAGAAGAAGCAGCAAAGUGGGCAUGUUUACUUGGUGAUGUUGAUUGCAAAACAAAUGCAAACCAGAAAUUAGAUUGGCAUCUCCAAAAUCGAAAAGAGAACAGACUUUCACCAGGAUGGAGGAAAUGGACGUAUUGUGAAGGAAUGGUAAUGGGGAAUAGUAUGACGUGGCAUAAUGUGGCUUACGCAUGGGACGAAGAACGUGAUGAUGCAUUGUUAGAGUACUUAACGUGCUCUAAUGAUUUUUAUAUCGCUCUCAAUUCUUUCAGAACAUUAAAAGACACGAGUAUAAUAAAAAAUGCACAACCCAAAGAUCAUGUUAUACAUUUUAUGUUUUUUCUUGCAAAGUAUGCGAAUCACACAGCCAUAAUUGAUGAUAUGUUAAAUGACAUUUUAACAGAUGAUAGACCUGAAGCAAUAAGUGAGAUUACUGCAUUAAGUAUUAUUAUUAAUAAUAUAUAUACCACGGAUGGACUUGACAAGGUCGCGCAUUAUGUAAAAGAAAGAGAAGAUCUACGCUCUAUGAUUUUAUCUAAGAUUGCAGAACGCAAGAAUCAAUUCUCUAAGGUGGACAUUUAUGCACACGUUAUUACACAACCAAUUAUAGAUAUUUAGGUGAAUAAUUAAUCAAUCAAAUCGAUAUAACUUGACAACUGCAAUGCAUGUAUUGUAUAUAUUUAUUCGCUUAUGUAUUAUAAUUCGAUUUUAAUGUGAAAAUUUUCAAUUUUAUGAUGUUAUCUUAUUUAAAUUUAUCACGUAUACAACAUAGCUGCUUAAAAGCGCGCAUGUACUUGUGUAUAAUUUUUGAAGCGUUAUCAAUUCUAUAACAAUGUUACAAAUGUUCGAAUUUAUAACACUGUUGAAAAAAAGAACAGAAAUAAACGUAAGGAGAGGAAUGAAAGAUACAGAGAAAUAGAAAAAACCUUUCUAAA
Linepithema humile (Argentine ant) is the source of this 3299-nucleotide messenger RNA. RefSeq names its product glutamyl aminopeptidase-like. Gene Ontology annotation, molecular function: zinc ion binding; metalloaminopeptidase activity; peptide binding. Gene Ontology annotation, biological process: proteolysis; peptide catabolic process. Gene Ontology annotation, cellular component: cytoplasm. Lineage: Eukaryota; Metazoa; Arthropoda; Insecta; Hymenoptera; Formicidae. The record is from RefSeq and is a predicted model, not a curated record.